AUAUCACUAGCUUUGUAGGGAAAAGUCUUAAACCAACUGUACAAUAAACUUGAACUAAGAAAUAGUUUCUUCUUAUUAUGAACUUUUUAAAUGUAAAUAGGGAAUAACCUUCUACGUCAUUACCACGCAUUUCUCGAUAGUUCCAGACCUCUCCACAAAUUAUGCGUAUAUAUUUAUAUACGUAAGACAACGUAACUUACUUUAAGCUAAGAGAGAAUAAAUUGAGUGGGAAAAAAGGGAAUUUUCGCAGAAUUCUAUACAGAAAUUUUAUACAAAAAUAUACACAACCAGAAAGUGAAGAUGGUGUUGGAAAGCAUCAGUCGUCAAUCAUCAACAGAAGCUGUAGUAGAGAGAAGACAUAGUGGUUAUGAAGUUCUUCUGGUUGAUCCUUUGCCAGAACGUUUAAAAUGUCCAUUGUGUAAAAAGUUGAUGCGAAAUCCCAUUCAAACAUAUCGUGGUGAACUAGCUUGUGAAUAUUGUUAUCAACGCUAUCAAAAUGAUAUCAACGUAUGUCCGAUUGAUCAUGAAGCCACAUCUCCAGAAAGCACACACAGGGAUAAAUUUCAAGAACAAGUUAUCGACAUGCUGCCAUGCUAUUGUACCAAUAAACAGCGCGGCUGUGACUGGAGAGGAACUGUUAAAGAAGCCGAGAACCAUCAGGCAGAAUGUCAAUUUGGGCCUGUUAAAUGCUGUUUCUGUGGUGAAAAUGUCCACGAUAGAAGUUUAAAGAACGACCAUUUGAAGAAUUGUACUGCUUUAAUUGAAAGAAAAAUCUGCAUAUACGAGUCCAUUGGAUGUAAAUACAAGGUUACAAACGUUGAAGAACAUGUCCAGCAUCUCCUUAAUGAUUCAUAUCAACACGUAUUUCUGCAGCAAAAAGAGACGAACAAGCAGAAAGAAAUCGCACAACAUCUAAAGGAAGAACUAACAAAGAAAACCAUCGCAAUUAAAGAAAUAGAAGAAAAUCUAAAUGACAAUGUUUCUUCAUUAAAGGAGAAAAUUUCCAAGUUGCUAAAAAAUGCAGAAGAUAGCCAAAAAGCAUUUUUACAUAUAAACACUCAAUUACAAAAACUUUCAAAUCAAAUGGAGCAUAUCAAAUCUGCUGGUAAUAAUGAUUUAAACAAUGAAGUCAACACGAGUCUCAUGACUGAUAUUAACGAAAAAAUAGCAACUUUGGAUUUGAAACAGCAAUUAGGUGAAAACACUACAUAUGAUGGAAAGAUCUUAUGGAAGAUUGAUAACUUUUCAUAUAGAAUGCAACAAGCUGUAACGGGGAGAGUGACAGCAUUGCACAGCGCUCCAUGCUUUACAAGUAGAUAUGGAUACAAAUUCUGUGGACGCUUAUACCUAAAUGGAGACGGUAUGGGAAAAUGUUCUCACGUCUCCUUAUUCAUGGUGUUAAUGAAAUCGCAAUACGACAAUCUACUGGAUUGGCCAUUUAAUAAGCAUAUGAUGUUCAGAUUGAUCAAUCAGGAAGAUUACAGCAAAAGUAUUCAGGAAAGUUUCCUUCCAGAUGGAGCUUCAUCCAGCUUUCAGAAGCCAACUAGAGAAAUGAAUGUAGCAGCUGGCUGCCCCUUGUUUGUAUCAAAAGAGAAAUUGCUAAAUGAAGGCUUCGUUAAAGAUGAUGCAAUUUUUAUUGAAAUAUCUGCUAAAUAAUUUUAGGUUAUUUAAUCAAAAGAAAAGUAAAAAUGAAAUGUAAAUGUAAAUUAAAAAACAAUAAAUAGAACAGUAGUAAUAUUUGUAAUUAUUUAAUAGAAGGUUUAUAUUUUAAUAUCUUUGGCUUAGUGUUUAUAAAAUACGAUUAUUAAGUUUUUGUUAUAUGUGAAAUUUUCCACUUCAGUUUAUUUUCAAAAAGGAUGCAACUUUUAAAUAAAUUUAAGGGUCUGACUAACAUUAAAAGUAUGUUAGACAACCAGCCAAGGUAUCCGGUUUUCCUGGUUCUACAUCAAAUUUUUAGCCAAUAAAAUUGCAGGAAACUGAUAUAGCAGUGAGAAGCAUUUAAAUUAAAUUUUACAACGUAUAAAAAAAAGAAAUAUUUAAAAUUUUGAUUAUUGUUAUUAUAUUAAAAUGUAUUUUAGAUGUAAUUUUGCUAUUUUUAUAGUAAUUGAUUUUGAAUUAUAUUAUCUUUUAAUUGACAAAUGAAAAUCAAAAAUAGGAUGUUACAAAGUUUUAAGUACUUUGAAUUUUGGAAAAAAACAAAAUAUUAUUUUAUUCUUUUUACAGUUGCUAUGUAUUCUUUCAAAUGACAUUAACAAAAAAACACUGAAAUUUGUGUAUUCUUAUUUAAUUUUUUUGCUUGUAAAUAAAUGCUAAUGUACAGUGGAACCUCUCUGAGCGUAACAUUCUUUUGUGAUCAUGAUAAAAACGUUUCUUAAAUUGUUUAGGUAACUUGCUUUAAAAGAGUUACCUGCACGGAAAAUUCUUUUUUGAAGAUAAGAAAAAUGUUUCCUUUUUCUGAGCCACAAAAAGCUCUGACUUUUAUAUACAUACAUUGUUAUAUUAUUAUUUUUAGGUUUGCUAUUUAUUAUCAACAUUGUAAAACUAAUUAAGUUAUUAACCAUUCUGCUACAGCACAUUUUUAGUCAAUAAAAUCGAAGUAAAUUGAUAUAGCAGUAAGAAGUAUUUAAAUUAAAUUUAGCAACGUUUAUAAAAAACGAAAUAUUUUAAAUUAUAAUUAUUGAUAUAUUGUAUUUAGAUUUAUUUUAGAUGUAACUUUUGUUAUUUUCCUACUAAUUUUCUUAUCUUUAUAAUCUUUCAAUUGACAGAUGAAAAAGGAAAAAUAGAAUGUUAUAAUGAUUUGAGCACUUUAAAUUUUGGGGAAAACAAAAUUGUAUUUUUAUUACUUUUAUAGUAACUAUGUAUUCUUUUAAAGACAUAAACAAAAAUACACUGAAACUUCAUGUA
This is a messenger RNA of Hydractinia symbiolongicarpus, 2904 nucleotides long. Its product is annotated as TNF receptor-associated factor 3-like. Gene Ontology annotation, molecular function: ubiquitin protein ligase binding; tumor necrosis factor receptor binding; zinc ion binding. Gene Ontology annotation, cellular component: cytoplasmic side of plasma membrane; plasma membrane signaling receptor complex. Lineage: Eukaryota; Metazoa; Cnidaria; Hydrozoa; Anthoathecata; Hydractiniidae. The record is from RefSeq and is a predicted model, not a curated record. The coding region runs from base 301 to 1656 and encodes 451 amino acids. The transcript has 5 exons. Gene Ontology annotation, biological process: protein K63-linked ubiquitination; regulation of canonical NF-kappaB signal transduction; tumor necrosis factor-mediated signaling pathway.